Cladophialophora carrionii CBS 160.54 is the source of this 4146-nucleotide messenger RNA. RefSeq lists its product as uncharacterized. The coding region runs from base 1 to 4146 and encodes 1381 amino acids. The record is from RefSeq and is a predicted model, not a curated record. Lineage: Eukaryota; Fungi; Ascomycota; Eurotiomycetes; Chaetothyriales; Herpotrichiellaceae. The transcript has a single exon.
AUGGGCAAGCCGAAAGGCAAAGGCCCGAGAUUGCCGAGCAAUGAAAACUUGCACGACAUGACUGCUGAGGCCCUUUCCGCUCCGAGGCCUGGAAGUCCGCUGAGAGCUGCCGACGGCCACAACGUCGACGGCUGGGCAGAUGAUGACAUCAAAACUUAUAACGAACUUCUCACCGAAAGAGCAAAAUUGGAAAAGGAAAAGAACGAACUGGAACAUAAAUCUUCCCGACACCAGACCCAGAGGGCGCUCCUUGAUGAGAACGCAACAGCGCUGGAUAGUCUCUUCAAAGCCCACCUAGGAGGUGAUUUCAAGUUCACCGGCAGGGGGAAAUGUUGCCUGGACUUUGAUGAAACAUGUGGUGAGGCAGCUGGGAAGAAUGAUUUUCCCUGCAAGCAUGAACUAUGCACGCGGGCAAAGACCAAGGGCGUGUCAUGGAUGGAGAUGGACACGAUCAAGUACUACCAUGCAAGAAUCGUGUCGGAGAAAUCGCAGCGAAUGCAGAGCGCACUGCGAAAACAGAGGGAUGUCGAGUUGCUUCGUGUCAAGAAAGACGACGAAGAAGAGGCAGCAUUGAGGGCUCGGCGGAAUGCUAUCCUGGAUAAGGCGACCCGCAGCAAUCAAAUCCCUACUCAACCAAGCAAAAUCGACAAAGGGAGCACGUCGGAAAUGCCGGCUUUGGAUAUCCUGCCCAUGGCUUCGAAGGAGUUCCUGCUUGACCCCAAGAACAGUGCAAUUUUUGAGGCUGCGAAGGACAAUGAGCAUAUUGUACGGAGAAUACGAGGAAGGUUGGAUAAAAUCAGACACGAUGUGAAUGCAGGACGAGUCUCGCCAGCGGAUGCCCGCGUGAAGUUGGAUCAAGCCAAUUCAGAGAUGGCCGAAGCAGAGCGCAAGAACAACGAGUUCAGGCAGAUGAUUCUUGAUGCAGAACCUGCUCUUUCACAGCUCCAUCAUCCCACUGCCCCAGCAUCCGGCACAAGCACAACAGUCCCGGCCAAUCUCACAACAGUACUGGAAAAUACCUUGGCAUCCUCAAAUCCGGGCUCGUUUUCUCAAGCUCUGAGCGUGAUGAAGGGUUUCUUCAGUGCAUCUGAUCCUCAAGAUGUGCAAACCGCCAUCACAGAUCUGCGCAGUGUGCUCGAGCUCAAUGGGCCUAUGAGUCCCGUCCUGAAAAAGUCUUUUAAUGCUCUCGAGGAUAUGCUCUCCAAGCCUAAUGCCACCGGCUUCACAGUUGAUGUCACCACCAGCGACGGCAAGACUACAACAUGUAAUAACGUGGUAGAGGUCAUGAUGAACCUCCGGUUGAAAAUGCAGGGCUCCGAUAAACCUUCUAGCGCCGCCGAUCCUGACCUGAAUCUCGACGAAGACACGAUCAAAGCCAACUUGGAAUGCAUCAAGGUGGAAGAUGCGGCGAAGAAAGAGAUGAUCAAAAUUGCGGAAAGGAUGGCAGAUGAUACUGUGGAAAAUGUCACCACGGCGCUCAAGAAGAUCAAAGCAAAAGCGACACUGAAAUCGCCAAUUCCGCCACUGUCGGACAUCGUCCUUGAUGAUGUGAUCACCGACAUCCUUUUCCGCCGUUCGCUCAAGGCCCUAGUCGUCGAGGCUGGGGCUGGCACAAGUUCUGCGCAGCAGCUUUCCGCAAAGCUCACCACUCUCAUCGUGACUGCUGCACGAAAUAAACCCGACAAAUUUCUUCCGACGCUAAACGUGGUAAAGGCCUAUAUGAGCAUGAUGAAGAAGGAUCCGCCACAAGUUUUCCUCGAGGCCCUGUCGAAGGUGAACGACUCGAUGCCGAAAUUCGUCGCAGCACAUGAGGAGAAGCUGAAAAAGGGCGCUGCUGCACCGAAACCUGCAUCCCCAACCCCUGCAGCAGCUCUCGCCUUUCACUCACAGAGACCCGACCAUGCGGUUGCCACGAGAUUUCUGGUCGAAGGCAAGCUCGUAGCCCCGUUGGACUUGCAGGGGCUCUUCAACUUCCUGAAAACCAGCUCGGCGAAAGAUCCCAAGAAGCUCCGAGCCCGCAUUAGCGAAUACUACCAUAGGAACCUUGAAGAGGGUAUCUGGGACGUAUUGCGCAUGGUGCUGACCCAUCAGACGUCGAACAAAUUCUUCUGGAUGGAUUUCGACAAGGAGAAGAUGUUCUACACUGAGUACCUGCGACUCACCAUUGUGGCACCGCACUUGAAGCUCUCCGAUGCUCUCUUGCACUUCCAAGAGCUUGGCCUGUGUCCUGGAAGGGCUGCUAUCCUCCAAGCUCAACGGGUCACCUUGCGGUACAGGGAGAACUUCGACCUAGGUUUCCAGAUGAUGUUGGACCUGAAAACCUUCGUAGGAGUCGGGGCCGGCAACAACGAGGACUGGGUCCGUACCUUCGGGUUCGUUGCAGAAUCUGUCGCAGAUCUCUUUGGCUUGCUGAACAGCUCGUUACUAUGCCAUGCUUCCAUCGAGAUUUCUCUCAUGGCCGUCGACAUUCUAGGCUUCAUCUGCACAUUUGUGCUCGGAUCAAUGACUGGCAGCCAAGCAAAGGCGAAUUUGCGCUAUAUCGAGAAGUUCAUCUUCCACUCUCUGUUGACUGAUAUGGACAGUCGUGCUCCAAAGUACCAGCGGAUCCAGGGUGCGCUGUCUCGAUUUUAUCUCAUGUGCGAAGAUGCGUCGGCGUGCAGGUGUCUACCGGACCAUGCCUGCCAAGCGCGACUGUCGUCUUUCGCUAAGGAGAAACUGGGCUCGCUUGUGCCUGCACCACUGAAGGUGCACAAGCCCGAAAAAGAACGUCUGGAGGAUGACCCGUCUUCACCUUUGUUCCAGACGUCUUCCGGCCUGCCGCGAGAUGCCCACUUUAAACUCAUGAUUGGAGCAUACUGGGACAUGGCCCAGACACUCACGCCGCACCUGAAAUGUAUAGCAUCCAAGAAGAAGUGUAGCUGCAGCGAAGCCGACCAGGAAUUCGGCGAAGAGCUCCAAGUGCUCAAAAACAGCCUUGAUGUCGAUCUCGCGGAGCUGACUGCCAUCCAGGCCGAUGGCAAAACGCCUCCGGAAACCCUCUGGGGCAACCUCGAGAGAAGCGCCCUGCUUCUACAAGAGCGACCGUUGACCUGGCCAGGCAAUCAAAAGCGGCUGAAAGAGUUGCGCUCAAGGGCCGGAAACUCUCGUUUCGCAGAGCUUUUACCUCCUGAAGUGAAUGGUCCCAGACCACAGCCUGCAGCCCCAGAGCCUACACCGACUAACACGACAGCAGCCUCACGCCACUUUAAUUUAAAGAAAGUCCCAGUCAAUGUCCCAAGCAUUCAGAACAAUGUCUCAAGCACUGCAUCCGAGAAAGGAAAUCUCGAAAAAGAUGCAGCAGAGGUCUCUCCUCAUCAGAACGCGGGCGUAUCUCGGAUACCUGAGGGCGACAACGAAGGGCGACAAGCGGACACAGCCGCUCCUCGAUCCAACUCGGAAGAUGAAGAUAAUGUUGACUCCGAACCUUGGCCCAUGAGCGAUCGUGAACUCGAGCUCCGCGAACAACUGCUCGCGUUCACCGAUUGUGUCGAUAAAAUGCAUUCCAUUGCAAACUUCCAGCAGCCCGGACUGAAAUUCAACCAACACGUGCUCGACGGCGUGGCAUGGCAGAUCGAGGACACGCUCAUUGGACAUGUCCAGUUGGCCUUGCUCAUCGCCAAGGCACAGGAAUACCACGGAUUGAAAGCCUGGAUAGAGUACUACUACAAGAACACGAUGCCGACGCCCCUGGACGAAAGCUUCAAUGUCAACGGAGUAGGCAGCAGCGGUGCAGGUGCAGGCAUGACCGAUUCGGAGAGGCAAGCCAAGGCGGCAAUGGCACUCGAGUAUAUCGCCAAAGUGACUGAGAAGGCGAGGUCGCAAACACCGGGGCAGGCCCAGAUACAGACGCAAACGCAGACGCAGACUACGCAGAUACAGACACAACCACUGACGGGGAAGCAGAAGCAGCCUGCAGCAAGAGCGUCUCCCGCAGCAGGGACCCCAGCUUCCGCCACCGCCUCUGCCUCUGCCUCCACCUCCACCUCGGCCGUCGUCCAGCAGGCCGAGCAGGCGGUCGCGGACGUAGAGCAACUGGGCCGCAACUUCAUCCAGCAGAUGCAGAUCGUCUCUGGGCGCAAGAAGCGCAUGCCCAGGAGAAAGCGGUGA